AUGAGAAUCUGUGUAUUCCAGUCCUGCUUUGAGGAGCUCCAAGCCUCUGUUGGCGAGGCCCAAGAAUUAUGCAUGAAUCCAGGCGUGUUUACGUCACAGCAUACCGUGGUGCACAAGACAAUUCACAAGUCGACGGCCACAGAGCAGAUAGAUGAAGCCGUGCGAGAAGGUUACGAUUUUUACUUGAAUUUUAUGUGGGGGACAUAUGAUGACUCCUUGGCUGGAGUAGAUGCAAUUCAAUAUUUCGAGUCUCUUCACCUGCCAUCUGCGGGCGUUCAAAGUUCGGAACGAAAACAAUCAAAAUGGGACUUUUUCGCUGAAGCAAAGCGAGCAGGAAGUCCCCUUGUUCCUGGGACUGAUAAAUUCCCAUUAUUUGUUAAGCCUGCUUCAAGUUAUGGGAGUAUGUUUAUUGAUGAGCAUUCCUUGUGUCGAGAUGAGGCGGAGCUGGAAAGUUGCAUUCUAAGACUCAACAAGUUGAUGCGCCCGGUACGGAUUCAGCGAGCUCAGGCACUGGGUCAUCAAGACCCUGGAAUUUACGCCGAUGCCCGAGAAAGCGAAGGGCGAGAGAGUACAGAUAUUGUUGUUCAGGAGUUUAUUGCUGGGGAGGAGUAUUCUGUCGUGGUUAUUGCAAUGGGAGAAAGCCCGGUUCCACUUAUACCUCAGCGCGCCAAGUAUAAGCAAGUGGGAGACGCGGCGCGAAUCUUGACAUUGGAGCUGAAGUUUGAUGCCGAGUCUGGCUAUGAGCUUAUGAAAGAAGGGGAGAAUCCGGCUCUUUGGAAGCAUCUGCAAGAGACGGCAGUUGAAGCGUUUCACUCCAAGAAGAUGUAUACCAACUUCAUGGGAUGCGAUGUCGAUAUGAGAAUUGGACACGAUGGGAGAGCCUAUGUGAUUGAGGUUGAUCCCCUGCCUGUGUUCUUCUAUCCUACAGGGUCCCAGCUUGAGGAUACAGACGUCAAGCACGGAUUCCCUGGUGGAUACAGGGCUGUUGUCAACACUUAUAUCACAAACUACUUUCUCAAACACCCCGGUGACCGAGAGCCACGCUUCAUUGAUUUGGCUUCCAUAUUUGAUCAAUUAUCGACUCUUCCGGACUCAACAAAUGAGGUUCCAGAGAUUGGCGUCCUGGGGCCGUGGAAUGGCACAGUCCUAGAUCUCGGUUGCGGAACGGGAAGUGUCGGGCGAGCUCUCCACGCCGACCCACGUAAUCGAAUCACGCAUCUCACUGGAGUUGAUAUUUCGAAACCGUCACUGGAUAUCCAAGAAACCAAUACGUACAGUGUGUUGAUUCACGACAGGAUGGAGCGCUUCCUUGCCAAGCAAGCAUCAAUGUUCGACCACAUAUUCUGUAUAUCAGCCUUGCAAUUCCUGCCCAUGGAAGAGCUGGAUUUUGUUCUCGCAAGAUGCUUUCAGCUGGCCAGGUGCUCCAUAACAAUUGUCAUCGAUGAUCUUCAAAUGAGCAGGAAGUAUAAUCCUGAGACCUUGGCACAUCUGAAAGCCUUCUCUAUGGAUCACUCUGAAAACAUCAAGACAUUUCAGAUUCAACAUGGCUGGCGGUUACAGCCCUCAAAUACAUCUCAUUGUUAUGAGGGUCAUCGCUUGCAAUUCCAUUUUCACCGAGACGGCAGGAUGGAAUAG
Aspergillus caelatus is the source of this 1635-nucleotide messenger RNA. RefSeq lists its product as uncharacterized. Gene Ontology annotation, molecular function: metal ion binding; D-alanine-D-alanine ligase activity; ATP binding. The transcript has a single exon. The record is from RefSeq and is a predicted model, not a curated record. NCBI's taxonomy places the organism in Eukaryota, Fungi, Ascomycota, Eurotiomycetes, Eurotiales, Aspergillaceae. Gene Ontology annotation, biological process: peptidoglycan biosynthetic process. The coding region runs from base 1 to 1635 and encodes 544 amino acids.